AUGGAUAACGACGGUAUAGAAUUAAGUGAUGAAGAAGAAAUCACGGCACAAACUGUACUUAGAACUUUGCAAAAUGCCUGGCAAAACGAACGCUUGGCGCCAGAAAUCCUUCCACAUCAAAAUGAUAUGGUUGAAUGUAUGUUAGGACAAAUACAACACAUGGAGCGAAAUAUUAAUAAACUACCUAAAACUGACUUUCGGGCUUCAAUCCAUAAAAUGGAGUUAAACAGAAUAAAAUUUAUCAUUUGUAAUUAUCUUAAAACUAGACUAUACAAAAUAGAAAAGUAUUGCAUUUCUAUAUUAAAUGAUGAAAAACAACGACUGGAGUCGGGCACUAAUUAUUUAACACACUCUGAGUACAAAUACGCACAAGAAUAUUUAUUAAACAUGGAAAAUCACUUAAAAACAACAGCUUUAAAUCAAGUUCCAGGCAAUAUGCAAACAUUUGACUUAAAUAAAUUAGUCAUUUAUCCCAAUUUACAAUCUCAUGUAUUUCUAAAAGCCAAUGAGACAGUUACAGGAAUUGUAUUAGAGGACUUAUCAGGUGACCAAGAUGAAGAAAUAGAUUUAGAAGAGGGUUCACAACAUAUUUUACAAUACAAACCAAUAGCUGAUUUAGUUAAAAAUGGGAAAGUACAACUUGUAUGA
Molecule: messenger RNA, 648 nt
Organism: Parnassius apollo (apollo)
Lineage: Eukaryota; Metazoa; Arthropoda; Insecta; Lepidoptera; Papilionidae
Source: the annotation of a GenBank genome assembly